This is a messenger RNA of Sus scrofa (pig), 2012 nucleotides long. RefSeq names its product palmitoyl-protein thioesterase 2 (gene PPT2). Gene Ontology annotation, molecular function: thiolester hydrolase activity; palmitoyl hydrolase activity. The record is from RefSeq and is a predicted model, not a curated record. NCBI's taxonomy places the organism in Eukaryota, Metazoa, Chordata, Mammalia, Artiodactyla, Suidae. Gene Ontology annotation, cellular component: lysosome.
GCCGGACGCCUGAAUUUGGGAACUAGGGCUAAUCAAGGCCGGGAAAUGGGAUCCUUAGGUCGCUGCUGCCGCAGGGCCCGAAGAGGCCUUCUCUCAAUUCCCAGCUUGUUCGCCGCUUUUUUCUCUCCCCACCAGUCUAAAUGGUUCGCUCCGCCUAUUUCCCCCCCCCCCGCUCUAGGGCGCAAUGGAUUGUCCCAUUGCCCCUCCUGUCUCGGGCCUGCGUUGCGGGGGACGCUGGUACGGUUGCUAGGGAAAGCCCCGGACGUGACGGCUAAGCGCGACCCCGAGCAGCCACCCAUCUCCCAUCCGUCAUUCCCCUGCGCGCGGUCUCCUUACACCCUUCCCCUCCCCCACGUGCGUUCCAAGCUAGGGGGAGGUAAACAGCGGGCGGAGAGAGGCUCACGGACCCAGGCCAGGCGGCAGCAUGCUGGGGCUCCAAGGGCUGCGGCUCCCACCGGCGGGAUUCCUGCUUCUGUUGCCAUUCCUGCUCUUGCUGCUACUGCCGGCAGCCCCUGCGCCCCACCGGGUUUCCUACAAGCCGGUCAUCGUGGUGCAUGGGCUCUUUGACAGCUCGUACAGCUUCCGCCACCUGCUGGAAUACAUCAACGAGACACAUCCCGGAACUGUGGUGACAGUGCUUGAUCUCUUCGAUGGGAGAGAGAGUUUGCGGCCCCUGUGGGAACAGGUGCAAGGGUUCCGAGAGGCUGUGGCCCCCAUCAUGGCAAAGGCCCCUCAAGGGGUGCAUCUCAUCUGCUACUCGCAGGGGGGCCUGGUGUGCCGGGCACUGCUCUCUGUGAUGGAUGAACACAAUGUGGACUCUUUCAUCUCUCUCUCCUCUCCACAGAUGGGACAGUAUGGAGACACGGACUAUUUGAAGUGGCUAUUCCCUACCUCCAUGAGGUCUAACCUCUACCGGAUCUGCUAUAGCCCCUGGGGCCAGGAAUUCUCCAUCUGCAAUUACUGGCACGACCCCCAUCAUGAUGACUUGUACCUCAAUGCCAGCAGUUUUCUGGCCCUGAUCAAUGGGGAAAGAGACCAUCCCAAUGCUACUGCUUGGCGGAAGAACUUUCUUCGUGUGGGCCGCCUGGUGCUGAUUGGGGGCCCUGAUGAUGGUGUCAUUACCCCCUGGCAGUCCAGCUUCUUUGGUUUCUAUGAUGCAAAUGAGACGGUCUUGGAGAUGGAAGAGCAACUGGUUUAUCUUCGUGAUUCUUUUGGGUUGAAGACUCUCUUGGCCCGGGGGGCCAUAGUGAGGUGUCCAAUGGCUGGGAUCUCCCACACAGCCUGGCACUCCAACCGUACCCUUUAUGAGACCUGCAUGGAACCUUGGCUCUCCUGACGGAUUCCCUCCAGGACUUCCCAGCCCAGAGACCAGGUGGGAGCUCGGACGUCAGGCCCUGGUGUGCCUGUGACCAACCUCAUUGCUCCCACACUGCCCCCACCAACCCGGGCUCCCAGAAUCCCUUCCUCUGCUCUUCUGUGAAUGACAAGGCCUGGCCUCCUCCAUCUCAUGUCCUCUCAGUUGGGGGGUUGCACUGUGCUCUCCCACCCUCCCAAGGCCAAGGUUGGGAAGUGAGAAAUCAGGUUUUUAACUUGGGGCUGCUCCUCCUGCUGCUGCUCCUUCGUCUCUGGCUGUGUAGGAGGCAAACCCAGCCCCUGCCCACCACAGGGGUCUCCUUCCAGGCCACUCAGGACAUUUUUAGCUUCUGUUUCCCCAUGUCCCCUUUCCGUCUGAACUCCCCUGUUGUGAGCUCCCGACCCCCAGGAAGGACCACCCAUGACAGUGGGGUUCUGAGGCUCCCCUAUGGGGACAGUUCCAUUCUUGAAGUGUCAGUGUUGGGGAAUAUCUGUGGCCUGCGAGGCCCAUCUCAGGUUUGGGGAUUCCCCCAGUCCCUAUGCUCAGUAUUGGGGCGCCCUCUGGAAGCCUCGUUUCUUUAAGGCUCCAGCCCCUCUUUUAGCUACCCUUGAAUGGGUGUCACUCCUGUAUUUAUGGAAAUAAAGUAUCAUUUACUCAG